CGAUAUUGCGAAUCUACACCAGCGGUUCGCUGCUCAUGAGCAACCUGUGUCGUUGCCUGUGUGACACCCCUCGGAGCGGUUGGGUCGACUCAAGGGUCAAUGUCCGAGGGCUGAGACGGAAACAUGCAGCUUGCAAGAAAGGGCAACUCACGAGGGUCCCAAUCAAUAUCGAGAGGGUACCAUAUGCGAGGCAAGGCACACUCAAGGAGGCUGGAGCACCAGCACCACUGCACCAGUACCAAGCACAAGCAUCAAGCAGAAGCACCAGCACGAGCCUGUCUGUCCCGAGUUGUCGGGCGAGUUCCGGAUAUUGCCCAAUGGUCCUUGCUGACCACAAACCGGCUCCGAGUGGGAGAAGCAUCUCUUCGAGACAAAAGCAGAAGAGCAUGCAUACUGGGAUCCCCCCCUCUAUCAACCUAUCCCCAAAUCGACAACUGCAUCGUGGACUUGGGUCUUCUUCCCCUGCCCUCUUGGCCUUUUCCCAUCCCCCUCAAAAAGCAAAAACAAAACGCACCCCCUGAUGCCGCCUCUCAUCGGUGUGCUUGACGUUACACGGCACUAGGGUCUCAAGUCCCACCGAUCACCGUCCUGAAUAAUUACCUUGACGUUGUUCAUCGCGGGCGAGGCUCCGUCUGUAC
Molecule: messenger RNA, 638 nt
Organism: Colletotrichum phormii
Lineage: Eukaryota; Fungi; Ascomycota; Sordariomycetes; Glomerellales; Glomerellaceae
Exons: 1
Coding region: 124-546 (140 amino acids)
Source: RefSeq, a predicted model, not a curated record